This is a messenger RNA of Morus notabilis, 1394 nucleotides long. Its product is annotated as peptidyl-prolyl cis-trans isomerase CYP28, chloroplastic. NCBI's taxonomy places the organism in Eukaryota, Viridiplantae, Streptophyta, Magnoliopsida, Rosales, Moraceae. Bases 84 to 1025 code for a protein of 313 amino acids. The record is from RefSeq and is a predicted model, not a curated record. Gene Ontology annotation, biological process: protein peptidyl-prolyl isomerization. The transcript has 2 exons. Gene Ontology annotation, molecular function: peptidyl-prolyl cis-trans isomerase activity. Gene Ontology annotation, cellular component: chloroplast.
GCAAUUCUGUCCGUCCAUUUCCUCAUCCAAAACCAAAACCAAAACCCAAACCAUGCUCUCACCACCACCAUCAUCGUCCCCUCAUGGGCUGCCCUGUCACCGCCCUUCCGCCGCUUCCCCCUCCCAUCUUCUCCCACCACCGCCGCCGCCACCUCCAUGAAACCUCCACCACCACCAGCUCCCGCCUCCACCUGACCCGCCGCUCCCUCCUCCUCUCAACCACCCUCUUUCUCUCCUCUCCUCCGCCGUCCUCGGCUUCACCUCCUCCUCCGCCUCCGCCGUCGCCGUUGCCGUCGUCGGCGCCGGACACCACGAUCACCGAACGCGUCUACCUCGACUUCAGCCUCUGCCCCAACUACUUCCGCCCCGACCGGACCCUCUCCGACGACGUCUCCUCCCUUUGCUCCGACUCCCUCCUCCUCGGCCGCGUCGUCCUCGGCCUCUACGGCAAGCACGUACCCCUCACCGUCUCCAACUUCAAGUCCAUGUGCACCUCCGCCACCUACAAAGGCAGUUUCGUCCACAAGCUCUUCCCAGGGCAGUUCCUCCUCGCCGGCCGCCAGGGCGACAAGCCUGGCGAGGUCCGCCGCCCCUCCGGUUUGGCGCGGAACACCGAGACCGUCGACGCUAAGGCCUUUGCCCUAACUCACUCCAGACCUGGCUUGCUCUCGCUCUGUUUAUCGGAGAACGAUGACGACGACGAGAUGAAGCUCGAUCCGGAGUACCGGAACGUCGAAUUCUUGAUCACCACCGGUCCCGGACCUUGUCCUCAGCUCGAUGGGAAAAACAUUGUCUUCGGUUCAGUUCUUGAAGUAGGUCUGGAUGUGGUGACAUCCAUAGCCGCAAUACCUACGUACAGACCAGCAGAGAGGAUCCGGCAAUUCAAUGAUUUGGCGAAGUUUCUUGGUGAUGAGAGGGCUCAGAAUGCUCGCGCAAGUUGGAACAGACCGCUCAAGACUGUUUUCAUCAGUGACUGUGGGGAGAUCCAAGUGGCAAAGCCUUCGCUUUCUCCUAGUCUGCCUUGAUUGAUACAAUUCGUUGUCCAGACAAAUUUUCGAACUUCCAUGAGGUAGUGGUUCUUGCUCGUUUAUUUUAAUAUUGUUGUAUGUAAAAUGUGUGUUCUGUUCGGGAAAUGAUUUUCUUGUGAGUUUAGUGCCAAAAAAAAAAAGGGAUGAACCAGAGUUCCAUUAAUUCGAUAUCUUUGUAAAGGUAUGCUCCCUUUUGUUUUGCUUCUCCUAAAAGCUUUUUUCAUGCUGUAGAAACUGAAACAAAUAAAAAGAAACCUGUAUUCUUAGAAUAGAUCAGAGCUGUAUCUAUUGCUGAGACUGGCACAGGAGCAUCACCAUUUCUUCUGGUGUAAAAUUAUUAUUUUCUUUUAAGAAAAGAAUGGACUA